AUGAAGAGUGCCACGAGAUCCAUGCACGUAGCUAUCUCUUGGCAGACUAGUGUCGUGUUACAACAGCAAUCUUCGAAAGCUUCCUUGAUCGUACAAGUAUUCCAUCAUUUUUUGACACAAUGGCAAAGUCAUGUCUCGGUCUCGGGUGCAUCGCAAUCUAGUUCGCAAGGAUCUAAGAAUUUUGCAGGUCUACCACAACCCAGUACGAUCACCGCGAGGUCCAUAUUAAAAAUCCCGGUGAUUGAAAGCCUAAGUGGACAGAACUUGACUCAGAGACCCGACCAGUAUGAUUUUUCAAGUUAG
Messenger RNA from Botrytis porri, 303 nucleotides. RefSeq lists its product as uncharacterized. The transcript has 2 exons. Bases 1 to 303 code for a protein of 100 amino acids. The record is from RefSeq and is a predicted model, not a curated record. NCBI's taxonomy places the organism in Eukaryota, Fungi, Ascomycota, Leotiomycetes, Helotiales, Sclerotiniaceae.